This is a messenger RNA of Blepharisma stoltei, 732 nucleotides long. Lineage: Eukaryota; Ciliophora; Heterotrichea; Heterotrichida; Blepharismidae. The record is from the annotation of a GenBank genome assembly.
AUGCAAUCAAUAUGACCUGCUAAUCAAAUAAGAACAAUUUUCUUUAUUUUUGCUUGGAUAUGAGCUGAUGGCGUUUCUCUUGAUAUUGGCUUAACGAUGAAUAUAUCGCAAGCUUCGUUGUGAACUUAUAUUGAGUUAAACACUUCUGGAAUUCAAUAUUACUACACUUCUAUAAAAGUUGAGAUAAAUACUAGAGAGUUUCAAUGCUUUCCUUUAUUGUCUUUAGGACUUAUAGGGAUGCCGGAAUUUUUGAAUAUAAGUGAUAUUUAUAGUAUCACAGGGGAUUACACAGAUUUUUAUUCAUAUGAAAACCAAUUGAGCGAACAUCAAAUAAUUCUUGAUUCCACCAUUUUUAAAAACAAUUCCAAAGCUUAUCUUGGGAUUGCUUAUCCAAGUUACUGAAAAAAUAGCUCACUUUUCUAUUCAAUCACCUUUUUUCAAUCAAAUAGUUUUAUUUGUGCUUCAGGAUGCUGAUCAAAUGGUUGAUGCUCAGGCAUAGACCAAUGCGAAUGCAACUUUGCUUAUAUAGGAAGAAAUUGUGGAAUAAAAUCUACAUAUCUCGUCUAUAAUAAACCUGGCCACCUUACUGUAGAAAAUGACAAUAUUGAAUAUUUCUUUAUUGCUGUACAUGAUUGUAAUUUAAAUUCAGGGGAUGAAUCCAAUUUGCUUCUUAAUUGCAAGUGAAGAGGUGAAACUAGCAUUCUUUUUAUAGGGGAGCCUUCUACCAUGUAA